AUGAAAGCCAUUUGCAUUUUACUCGUUUUAUCUCUUGCCGUAACAGUUAACUGCAGAUUUGAAGAUGAUAUUACAAACUUCAUUGAAAAAAAAUUAGAUGAGUCAUAGGAAAAAACAUUUUAAGACUUCAACAGCAUGGUAACCAUUGCAGCGACCAAAGUCAAUGCUUUAGAACUUAAAAAGGAGGUAAUGGUAUAUGGCUUUGCAACUCAAUGUGUACUAGAACUUCUAAAAGCAAGUUAUAAAGAGUAUGCUCCUGCAUUGAACAUUGUAGGAACUCUUAUUGGCAUUAGCUUCAAUGAUUCUCCAAUAAUGAUAUUCGCCAAACUUUCGUAAGUCGCUGUUGAUCUCACAAUGACCUUCAAAAAAGAAGCUUUUUCUGACUUUGAGAAAUCUCUCUAUAGCUUGGUCUCCACUGCCUUAAUUGCUGGUACUAGCUUAUCCUACCCUCAUUAAAGCUAUAACUUAGGCUUAAGCUCAGCAAGACUUGCAUUUAGAAGCACUGAAGUCGGAAUCAAAAUACAGAGAAAGAUAAACGGAAGGAUUUGA
Stylonychia lemnae is the source of this 549-nucleotide messenger RNA. The record is from the annotation of a GenBank genome assembly. NCBI's taxonomy places the organism in Eukaryota, Ciliophora, Spirotrichea, Sporadotrichida, Oxytrichidae.